This is a messenger RNA of Hypomesus transpacificus, 3547 nucleotides long. RefSeq names its product sensor for unfolded proteins in the ER ire1-like. Gene Ontology annotation, cellular component: IRE1-TRAF2-ASK1 complex. Lineage: Eukaryota; Metazoa; Chordata; Actinopteri; Osmeriformes; Osmeridae. The transcript is spliced from 7 exons. Gene Ontology annotation, molecular function: protein serine/threonine kinase activity; RNA endonuclease activity; ATP binding. The coding region runs from base 121 to 3057 and encodes 978 amino acids. Gene Ontology annotation, biological process: IRE1-mediated unfolded protein response; mRNA processing; intrinsic apoptotic signaling pathway in response to endoplasmic reticulum stress. The record is from RefSeq and is a predicted model, not a curated record.
CCCUGUCCUACCUGUUCUGCAGCUGUAGUUAUCUCAUGUUCAGAGAACCGAUCAAGCUGGAGGUAAAAACCUUGUAUCAAGACGGAAAAUAACCCAUUCAAACUGUACCACGUUUAGGCAAUGAACAUCAUUCCAGAGAUUUCAGUGGUAACACAAGUCCAAAGGAUAACAGAUCCUCUUAUACAACGCAUCAUAGACAGGAAACCCAGGAACGUUAAUCAAAAGAAGUUUAGAGGUGGGAACAUAAAUGAACUGUACCCAUGCAAUGAGUGGAAUGAUGAUGUCACCCUCUUGAUUGCUGCUGUUGCAACAAGCAAUGUGGAGCUCUGUUCUUUCCUUUUGGAAGAGGGGGCUGACCCGAACCGAGUAUCAUCCAGAGAGUGGACACCUCUGCAUUAUGCCUCUAUGUACAAUGCUCCACUGGAGAUAGUAAGAAUACUACUCAAUGCAAAAGCCGAUCCAAAUGGUGGUAAUGUCAAUGGUCUUUCCAAUUUUACACCUUUUCAAAUGGCUGCAAAUUUUGACCAAGAGGAUAUUGGGCAGCUCCUCAUCACCGCUGGAGCAUUUGUGAAAGUGAUUAAUGGGUCUCUUCCAAAUGGUCAUACUAUUAAUACAAAUAUUACUAAAAUGAUAAAUAAUUUGGUAUCAGCUGGUGACCUAAUUAUUGAUGUUUCCAAAUUAAAGCAUCACUUAGACAUGGAAAUAGCAGUACAACAAAAAAAGCCAAGUGAGGUUUUUACUCUUUUCAACCAACAUUUGCUUGAAGAGAACCCUCAAACCCACUUGAAUAUGAUUGAUGUUUUGUUUGGCGUAAAUGGGCCUGAUAAUAUACCGAAGGAGUACCGAGAGAAAUGCAUGAUGUGGCUGAAAGAAUCUGACAAGCUAGACUUUUAUAUUGAGAAUACAAUCAAACGUUUUGGCUCAAUUCCUAAAGAACAUUCAAAAUUCAGUGUAGUCAGAGUUCUUGAUACAGCUUUCCGCACCAUGGAAGAGAUUCCAUUUGGUGUUGCAGUUAAGAUGGUCCAACUACUUCUCAAACUUCUCUCCACAAAGAUUCAAAAUUAUCAACUACUUGUUCUGAGAGUACUGUAUGUGAUCACCCAGAAGACAGUAGUUAAAAAGGGCUGGGAUUCAUGUCUCCUGAACAAGUUAGGCAACAAUAUAUCCCCAUUUGUGAAGUCAGAAGACUCAGACAUUAAGACACAUGCCUUAUGCAUAUUUGCAAACUUGCUUUCAUUUGAAUGCAACAUUUCAUCAUUUGGAAUAAGUUCAGUGCCAAAGGAACUUCUCACAUGUGCAGGAAUGGCGAUGGAUGGAACACUUAAAGACAAAUUGAAAGAGCUGUGCGAAUACUUCAGCCAAUCAUCUGUCACAGAUUCAACACACCCAAGUGAAGAUUCAAAUGCUCAUCAAUCACAACCAAAAAAGAAGAAAAAAAAGAACAAGAAAAAGAACAAAAAGUCACAAAUCCAGGAGAUGAAAGACGAAGACAACGCUGUCUGUUCCACCUCCUCUACUCCUGUUGAAGAAUCUGGUCUUUCAAGUCAGAGUACUGUGCGAUUUCACUCCACCGAAACACCACAACCACGGAAGUGGGUUGAAAUCAGCAAGCGAUGGAGGCCCAAGUUGGAGAAACUAGCUCACAUGGAUGACAGGCAAGUCACUAAAGUAGGUAACCUUACGUAUGUGAAUACUGGAGAAUAUCGCAUAGCAAAAGGAAGUGAUUGUACAGAGGUGUUUCUGGGCCUCAGGGAUGAUGGCACGGAAGUAGCUGUUAAGAGAAUGUCCAAGUCAAACUAUGAAGCUCUUAAGAAUGAGAAAGGAUUCUUACAUCUUCCACAUUUGGACCAUCCCUGUAUUGUCAGAUAUGUAGACUUUGAAGAAGAUAUAAACUUUGGUUAUCUUAUUCUUCAACUUUGUGAACGUACCUUGGACGAAUACAUCAAGGAUGACAUUUCAAACAAACAACCCAAUGUACUGGGGAAAUUUGCACAUGAGUUACUCUGUAGUCUAGAAGUGCUUCAUUGUCACACUCUACCGCAUAUUCUACAUCGGGAUAUUAAGCCACAGAACGUUUUGAUAGACAUCACAGACAAAGCUAGAUUGUCAGACUUUGGGAUAAGUCGAAGUUUACCAAAAGGACAAACAACACUUUGCACGAGCAGUGCAGGAACAAAGUGCUGGAAGGCCAGAGAAACUUUAGAUGACAGCUACAACACAGCAUAUAAGAAGAGUACUGAUAUCCAGGUGGCUGGGAUGUUGAUUUAUUACAUCCUGUCAGGUGGACAUCACCCAUUUGGAGAUGGUUUCCAUUGUGAGUAUAACAUUUAUGAAGGAAAGUACAAUCUGGAGCACGUUGACGACAGGGUGGCAAAAGACCUCAUUGAGUGGAUGAUCAAUAAGGAGCCAAAGCAGCGACCCACAGUGGAAGAAGCCUUGGCUCAUCCCUUCUUUUGGGACGAAGACAAGAGGGUAGAUUACCUGAAAUGGGUCGGAAACCAGCAGGAGGCAGUAAAAUGUCGUGAUGCAGAUCCUAAACUUCUUGAAGACAUGUCCCAAUGUGCUGAAGGCCGGUCCUUCAGUGAGUGGAAGACUAAGCUGCCCACUGAGUUGGUGAAGAAGCUGGAUGGCAAUAAGAAACCCUACCCUGAGAAUAUGCUGGGAUUGUUACGUUUCAUACGUGUUCUCUUGGAACACUACUCUGAGGAUCCAGUCACUGGUGACCUAAUCCAGAUAUUCCCUGAUCUGUUUGGAUGUGUAUAUGUCUUUGCCAAAAGAUAUUGUUGGAACUCAAGGCCGUCCCUAAGAAAAAUGUUCAAAAGAAAAGAUUCUGGUGCCAGUGCUGCAACCUGUUCAUCACCCUUUGAGUCCAAGUCGAGUUAUACAGUCCCAGUGCAGGAGUCCAAGGCUCCGGAGAAGGAGUCUGAGUCCAAGGCCCCAGAGAAGGAGUCUGGGUUCAAGGCUCCAGAGAAGGAGUCUGGUUGUAAGAACCCAGAGCAGGAGCCUGGGUUUAAGAACCCAGAGAAGGAGUAUAUGUUUAGGAACAGAACUGUUUAGGAGCCAGAUAAGUCAAUAAAUCACUGAUGAGUAAAGAAAAUCCACCUCAAGGAUUUUUAAGUACAACAACCGCAAGGUGCCAACAUUUCAUCACCUCCAAACAUACAUCAGGAAACUAUUAGUUUUUUUAAUGACUUUUAUGCUUUUCUCUGAACACACUUCUACUGCAGGAAACACAAUAUUCACAAUAUAAAUGGGGUUAAACUGUACUGUAUGGGGUAAAUUAGGUAUUUCAUCAGAUGAGUGAAAAGGGUAGAUUGGUAUUUGGGUCCAGCUGGUGACCCAGAGCGAAAUAUGUUUUGUUGUUGUUGAUAAUUGUCUACACUAUGCCGUAACUUCUUUAUUAGUCUAUCACACUACAAAGACCAACAUUGAAACUUCAAACGUGAAUGUAUAAAAUGCUGUAUUUGAGAUGUUGCUCUGUUAAAAACAAACUGUAAAAACAACCUGUUCCAUGGCACAUAUCAAUAAUAAUACUGUUAGAACCGUG